AUGGGUCUAUGGGGAUAUGGAAGAGACAUCCGAAGGACGGGUCUUGAACCAUGGAAUCGCCUGGUUGACGGCAUGCUGGACCAGGUCCCUAAAGCUGGGCAUGGAGCCAUGAAUUGCUUGCGGUUGCAGCAAACUACGGCCACCAUCGAUAUUCCAUGGCGUCAAGGAGUAAAAGUCCGCCAGCCAAGGUGUGGGCAAACUGCGUAUUGGAUGUAA
Messenger RNA from Colletotrichum abscissum, 216 nucleotides. RefSeq lists its product as uncharacterized. Lineage: Eukaryota; Fungi; Ascomycota; Sordariomycetes; Glomerellales; Glomerellaceae. The transcript has a single exon. The record is from RefSeq and is a predicted model, not a curated record. Bases 1 to 216 code for a protein of 71 amino acids.